AUGUCGCGUUUAUGCGACAUGUUGGAUGUCCAAGAUUUGACGACCAAAUCAGAUGUGGGAAGUAUUGAGGGCACCUCCUGGUCCCUUAGCUCGGCAAAAACUGGACAUGGAGUUAUGCAGCUAAUGUCAGAAGACCUCGAUACACUCUGGCAGAGCGAUGGAUCACAACCUCAUAUGGUCAAUAUUCAUUUCCCCCGGCGAACACCCGUUACUCAUGUAUCUAUCUAUUUGGACUGUCAUCGUGAUGAUUCCUAUACCCCGACAAAAAUUCUAGUCAAAGCCGGUUCCCAUCCCUAUGAUUUGGUUGACGUUCGCUACCGCGAAUUCCUUGAACCACAAGGGUGGUUUCAUUUUGUGUUAGCGCCGCAAGCGGAUAUGGAGGCGGAGGAAUUUGAAGCCUCGCCUGGGUCAGCUCAGGCGACCCAAGCUCUUCACCCCAUUGACAUCUUUGUAUUACAAAUAUGCAUUCUGGGCAAUCAUCUCAACGGAAAAGAUACACAUAUUCGAUGCAUAAAAAUCUUCGGUCCCCCUGGACCGAGUGCUUUUUCUCUACGACACAGCAAAUCUAUGGAAGCGCCCCUGUUUACUGAGCGUCUCGUGCAACAAGGCAUGAAAACGGAGGCAUUUAGGCGACAGGUGGAACGUGUCGGUUACGAACGGGCUGUAGCGCAGCUCCAACGUAUCAUGAAACAAAAUUCACACAAGGCCCUAGAGUCCACUUCAUCUUCCUCGUCGUCUUCCACAGCGCAGAGGUCCCUCAUGACGUUAUCACAAACACUUCGGUAG
Malassezia pachydermatis is the source of this 786-nucleotide messenger RNA. Its product is annotated as anaphase promoting complex subunit 10. Lineage: Eukaryota; Fungi; Basidiomycota; Malasseziomycetes; Malasseziales; Malasseziaceae. Gene Ontology annotation, cellular component: anaphase-promoting complex. The transcript has 4 exons. Bases 1 to 786 code for a protein of 261 amino acids. The record is from RefSeq and is a predicted model, not a curated record. Gene Ontology annotation, biological process: anaphase-promoting complex-dependent catabolic process; protein K11-linked ubiquitination.